UGAAGAAGGGCAUCAAUAAAGUCGCAUCUUUAUCAUACAAGAAAAUUCCGAAUUAAAAAAAAAUAAUGACAGGAAUCUACAAUUUUCUGUGUAUACUUGUAAUUACGAUGUUUACUAUCGUAAUCGCAACAGAUUACUGCAACAUGAAAUCAUGCAAGAAAGGAAGUCAUACUAUGUGCAAAUACUCCUCAAAACCAGCAAAAGAAUGCGGACAAAUAAAACUUACUGGCCUUACUAAGGCUGAGAAGAAGGCUAUAGUAGAUAAACACAAUGAACUGAGACGGUACGUUGCAUCGGGUAAAGAAACGAGAGGAAAACCAGGUCCGCAACCAAAGGCGGUUAGCAUGACAAACUUGACUUGGGAUGAAGAACUAGAAAAAAUUAGCCAAAGAUGGGUUAAUCAAUGCAUAUUCGGUCAUGACGAGUGCAGACAUGUAGAUAGAUUUAUAGUUGGUCAGAACAUGGCCCAGGCAUCCUCUUCGGGAAAAAACACAGCCACUGUAGACUAUUUGGUCUCAUUAUGGUACAAUGAAGUAAAGGAUUUUAAUAAUACUAAAAUUAAUAAAUAUGAAUUCGAACCAAAGACAGGUCACUAUACCCAACUGGUCUGGGCUAACUCAAAAAUAAUUGGUUGUGGAAAAAUAGAAUAUGAAGAUCCAACGAAAUGGAAUAAGAUAACUCUAUGUUGCAAUUAUGGUCCACAUGGAAAUAUGAUCGGUCAAAAAAUGUAUGAAAUUAAAAAAUAAAUCCAAUUGAUGGAUUAAAGAUACAAUAAAAGAAUAGCGAUAUAUGAAAAAAAUAGGA
This is a messenger RNA of Acromyrmex echinatior (Panamanian leafcutter ant), 804 nucleotides long. Its product is annotated as venom allergen 3. Gene Ontology annotation, cellular component: extracellular region. Lineage: Eukaryota; Metazoa; Arthropoda; Insecta; Hymenoptera; Formicidae. The record is from RefSeq and is a predicted model, not a curated record.